This is a messenger RNA of Bicyclus anynana (squinting bush brown), 2007 nucleotides long. RefSeq lists its product as uncharacterized. The record is from RefSeq and is a predicted model, not a curated record. The coding region runs from base 1238 to 1999 and encodes 253 amino acids. The transcript has 6 exons. Lineage: Eukaryota; Metazoa; Arthropoda; Insecta; Lepidoptera; Nymphalidae.
GUUUAGGCUCUACGGUGGAACAUACAUACAUAGAAUGCCAAAAUCUUUACCCUUCCUUUUGGCUUGGCCGUAGUCGGGUAAAAAGGAGACGUUGACCUCAAAAUCAGCGAUCAAAAACAACGUUUGGGUGACCUUUUCAAGAAGUCGCAUUACAAAUUCAACGAAAUAUUUUGACACGUCUGACCGUCUGAGGUUGACUUUGCUUUGAAUUUGGAGUUUAAUAUUGAACCUAUGUCGAAGUUCUUAAGAUUUAAUGUGCUAUAAAUUUAACUAUUCCAAAAUAUAAUUAGGUGUCUUGAUCACUCUUGUAUUUAAUUUGUUUUAUGUUGAAAAGUUUUGAAAAAAGUAUGAAGUUAGUUUUAGGUUUUAUCUGCGGGAAAAUUCCCAGCAAGCUGAAUUUUUGUGUAGGUACACCUCUAAUACGGCGUUGUAAUGAAGAUGUGUAGUUUUGUUUUAGUUUUUUGGUAUAAAAAAUAGUUUAAGUACCUAUUUCUAUCUUAUGACUUACAAUGGUAGUGAAUGGUACAUCAGUUAGUCGUCUACAGACUUCCUUGUCUACGCUUAAGCUUAGCUUCUACCCGCAAAACCCGAGUGAAAUUAUGAUAAUGCCUAUUGAACAAAAUAUUCGACAAACUGUCAAAAAAACUGCUGUUUUAGAAUAAAUCUUAUGUACAAAGACUUUUAUUCUGAGAAAUGUUUAAUGUAUCAUACACAUACACAUUGAUUUGGGCUCUUGACAAUCAUGAAAACGAGUGUGCUAUAAACUUGACCGUUAUUAAUGGUCUAAGGCUAUAAACCACCACACGGCUAAAGUAAAACAUCUUUAGCUGUCCCUCUCAAAGUUCGUUCGCCUCGCCCGAUUACAUUUUUCGUAACGCACUUACCAACUUACUCCCCAAGUAUAAUUUAAUUAAAAAAAACUGAAAUUUUCCCUUGAAACUAUUAGGUUUAGUGGGUCAUGGUAGGCCUAUUAUCUAAACCCAAAGAUGGUGCCCGGUAAAUCGUUUACAAUCUCUUCAUAAAUUAAGUAUGAUCAUUUUGAUAACAGGUAACAAUAAAGUCUAGCGAUAAGUAUUUCCAAAAAGGAUAUUUUCCUAAUCUCGACAAAUAGCGUAAUCAUAUCAGUACUUACACUCCUAACAAUGGUGUGUAAAUAAAUACCACAAACCUUUAUAAACCUACAUCACACUCAUAGUAAUCACAUAAAGUAGAUGGUCGAUUGGGUGACAUUAUUAAAAUGAGAAUUUUUCAUUAUUUUUCCGUUUUUUUUAUCGCUGGGCUCACAAGAGCCGACGGAAUAGUAGCAACAAAUGAUACAACAACAAAUGAGCUAAUGGAAACACAAGUGCUAUCAGUUCUAAACAAAUGGCGCGAAGGAGGAGUACAAACGAAUUUAUUUCCGCUUCCUUCGUUAGAGACCGUUUAUAUCGACGCAGUUGACACAUAUUUUAACCGUAAUGGCAUAAAGAUGACAAUAUCUAUUGGAGAUAUGAAACUUUAUGGACUCGAUAACUUCACAGUUGAAUAUUUGAAAGUUACGAAUACCUUCGAUAAUAUCCGCCUCUCUGUGAAACUUUUUGUACCAGCUUUGAGUAUUUUCUCAGAUAAUUAUAAACUUAAGGGCCGAGCUUAUUACUUGUAUCCACUUCAAGGGUUAGGUAAAAUGUCGGCUUCGUUGCACAAAGUGGAUGCAUCUUUAAGUGUUAAUUUUGCCAAUGUUGGUGAUGUCAGUAUGCGAUUAGACAAUUUUGAACUUAAUUUGGGAUUUGGCUCGGUCGAGGUUGAUUUGGAGAACAGUUCGUGGCCUAUUAACCAGGUGUUGAAUAAAGAAGGCGUAGAGAUACUCAAAUCUCUCCAUGAUGAUAUAGUAAAUAGUAUAAACAGCUACGCUGUUCCGUAUGCAAACGAGUAUUUGGCUAAAAUAACUUAUAAGGAAUUUUUAGAUAUAGUCACCAUUAUCGGCGAUAGCUCAUACGUUAUUAGCAAAAAUAUCAAAUAAAAAAAUAA